GUUUGAAAUUACAAAGCAUAUACAUACAUAUCUCUCUGUCCAGGAAGAGAGAGAGAGAGAGAGAGAGAGCGUCAAUGGCGACGAAUAUAGGGAUGAUGGACAGUGCGUACUUCGUCGGUAGGAACGAGAUUCUGACGUGGAUAAAUGCCAGGCUUCAACUCAAUCUCUCCCGCGUCGAGGAGGCUUCACCCGGUGCCGUGCAGUGUCAAUUGAUGGACAUGAUCUAUCCAGGAGUUGUUCCAAUGCACAAGGUGAAUUUUGAUGCGAAAUCUGAAUAUGAUAUGAUCCAGAACUACAAGGUGCUGCAAGAAGUAUUUAACAAACUAAAGAUUGACAAGCACAUUGAUGUCAACAAACUGGUUAAGAGUCGACCUUUGGACAACUUGGAAUUUUUACAAUGGUUGAAGCGCUAUUGUGAUUCUGUAAAUGGUGGCAUGAUGAACGAGAAUUACAAUCCUAAAGAGCGCAGAAGUAAGGGUGGUAAAGAACGGUGUCCAAAGGGCUCCCAUAGGAGCUCAAAGUCACUGCAAGCAAACAAUUUGCAUAAUUCUGGAUCUGGUGAAGGAAUGGGACUUAAUAAGUCUUUUGGGGCCAAGCAAGGGAUAACAGGUGGCUUAGCAGCCGGGGCUAAUUCUUCGGUGGAGAUUGAGGCUCUGACCAAGGAGAUCACUGACCUUAAGCUAUCUAUGGAUCUUUUGGAAAACGAAAGAGAUUUCUAUUUUGCGAAGUUACGAGAUAUUGAAAUACUUUGUCAGACUCCAGAGUUGGAGAAUCUUCCGAUGGCAAUGGCAAUUAAGAAGAUAUUGUAUGCUACUGAUGCUAAGGAAAUGGUACCUGCUGAAGCUCGAGAAAUUUUGCAUGAAUCUGCGACGGAAGGUGAAACUGAUGGGGACAAUGAACCUAUUAAUGACUGAAAUAACUGGGGUCCUUACCUACUAAAGCUCAUCAGGAAGGCACUCUGGCUAACAAAUCAUCGGCUUUCUCUAGUUUCGGUAUACAGUCGACCGUUCACCGCUUAUAGAAUUAGGAGAUCAAUAUCAGACUAGAUUCAACGGACAUCAAUACCAGACUAUUUUCGCUUACCAAUAAUUUCUGACCUGUAUGUGACCGGAUGAUUAACCAGUGAACAAAAAUCGCAAAUGGUGGAAAUGCCAUGGGGGCCAAUGCUUUUCAUGGUGUUUAGCAAAACUUUCAUCUUGGAAUGGUUGGAAAGAAAUCCCUCUUCCAUCUGA
Rhododendron vialii is the source of this 1232-nucleotide messenger RNA. Its product is annotated as microtubule-associated protein RP/EB family member 1A-like. Gene Ontology annotation, molecular function: microtubule plus-end binding. The coding region runs from base 75 to 914 and encodes 279 amino acids. The transcript is spliced from 8 exons. Lineage: Eukaryota; Viridiplantae; Streptophyta; Magnoliopsida; Ericales; Ericaceae. Gene Ontology annotation, cellular component: spindle midzone; microtubule organizing center; cytoplasmic microtubule. Gene Ontology annotation, biological process: protein localization to microtubule plus-end; spindle assembly; regulation of microtubule polymerization or depolymerization. The record is from RefSeq and is a predicted model, not a curated record.